This is a messenger RNA of Amphiprion ocellaris (clown anemonefish), 1804 nucleotides long. RefSeq names its product glycolipid transfer protein-like. The record is from RefSeq and is a predicted model, not a curated record. Gene Ontology annotation, cellular component: cytosol; membrane; cytoplasm. Bases 98 to 727 code for a protein of 209 amino acids. Lineage: Eukaryota; Metazoa; Chordata; Actinopteri; Pomacentridae. Gene Ontology annotation, biological process: intermembrane lipid transfer; ceramide transport. The transcript is spliced from 5 exons. Gene Ontology annotation, molecular function: ceramide 1-phosphate binding; ceramide 1-phosphate transfer activity.
CAAGAGCUCAGUUCCGGGUUCUUUUCCAGCCGAGAGCUGCUCUCCGCCGCCGCCGCCGCUGCUGCUGCCGCUGUUUUAGCGCUCCCAAGGCAGGAUCAUGUCGCUUUUACUGGACAACCAGUUCACAGAACUCCCGCCGGACAAGUCUGUGGACACCAAGAUAUUUCUCGAAGCCGUCUCCCAUCUGCCUUCGUUCUUCGACUGCUUGGGAUCAACAGUGUUUUCAGUCAUCAAAUCAGACAUUAAUGGCAACAUAAUGAAAAUUACAGCCGUGUAUAACAAGGAUCCUGCAAAGUACGCCACCCUGCAAGACAUCCUGGAGGCCGAGAGGGAAGCCCACGCAGCAGAGUGGCCUAAAGUUGGAGCAACUUUGGCUCUGAUGUGGCUGAAGAGGGGUCUCCGUUUCAUUCAGAUCCUGCUGCAGAGUCUGGCGGACGGAGAAAGAGACGAGAACAACCCCAACCUGAUAAAGGUCAACGUCACCAAGGCCUACGAGCAGGCGCUGAAGAAAUACCACGGCUGGCUUGUUCAGAAGAUUUUCAAUGCAGCGUUAAUUGCAGCUCCCUACAAAUCGAACUUCCUCAAGGCUCUGUCGAAAGGAGAGGAAGUGAAAGAGGAGGACUGUCUGGCAAAUGUGCGUCAGUUCCUGGUUAAUUACACCGCCACUGUAGACGCCAUCUAUGAGAUGUACACAAAUCUGAACGCAGAGCUGGACUACACUGUUUGAAGACUCAGGAAAUGACUGGACUGGAGGUGAAGCAGCGUCACUCGUGUCACACAAGUCCAGUUUUUGAAGCUGUUUUUAAUAGGAUUGUUUUAAUUUUUUUUCCCUUUCUGUUUGAUAUUUAUUACUUUGAUUUUGCCUUACUAAAUAUUAAUACUGUACAUUUGUUCUGAAAAUGAACCAAAUGCCUUAAAUUUCAGCAGAAUUUACAACUGAAGGUGUUUUUUUUCUUCUUGUAUUUAAUUUCAGGUAACUGCAGGAUUGUUAUAGCAACAGUGCUGCUGUCACUCUUAGGCAGGAUUAUGUUAAUGUGUGGGUUUGAUGCUUUAUUUAUGACAUCAUCAGGUGGCUCUCACCUGUUUCAUCAAAAGAGCAAUUCAAGACUAAAGGCACUGUUAUUACAGGGAAGCAUUCCUGCUAAUUUGUAAUGUUCAGAUGCCUCCUGAGCCGUGGAGUUACUCCAUUGUUAAACUGGGAGCAGUGGCCCCAGUAUUUUUUUUUUUUUUUUUUACAUUGAAGCAGCUAAUUUUAGUUGUUUUUUAAAUAUCUGGAAUCCACUGAGUGCCUUAGUAUUACUGAAUAAAUGCAGAAUGCUCCAUAUUGAUAUAUUUGCAAUUCUAUUUCACCUGCAAAGAAGACUUAGUAGAACCGGAAUUGUUGAUGUUGUUCGUUUUAUUUUCUCUGAAGGCUUUUACCUGUGUGGACAUGGUGUGUUUAGCAGAAAGGCGUGGCUCAGGUGUGUUUGCUUCUAUCAUUGUCUUCUGUGGCCUGUUUUGUAACUUUAAUGUCUCAACACACAGUAAGUCACGAGCACAUCUUUUAAUUACUUAACAAUUGAAGGCAUAUUUAUUUCCAUGACUGCUGUUUGAACAGUUGAGCCGUUUGUUUCUGGAUAAUCCUCAAAAUCUCAAAACUCAAACCAAUGAAAUCAAAUUCAGUUGAUUGAUCUUACACUAGGUGGCGAUAUUGACCUGUUUUUGUCUCUUUCUUCAUCAUGUUUGUGGCCUCUGCUGCCUUGAAGCAUUUGAAAUUCUGUUUCGUGAUAACAAUCUAUGCAGUAAAGAUGACUGAAAUGUUAAA